Hylaeus volcanicus is the source of this 1480-nucleotide messenger RNA. RefSeq names its product pentatricopeptide repeat-containing protein 2, mitochondrial-like. Gene Ontology annotation, biological process: multicellular organism development; regulation of mRNA processing; mitochondrion organization. Gene Ontology annotation, molecular function: RNA binding. The transcript has 5 exons. Lineage: Eukaryota; Metazoa; Arthropoda; Insecta; Hymenoptera; Colletidae. Gene Ontology annotation, cellular component: mitochondrion. The record is from RefSeq and is a predicted model, not a curated record. Bases 119 to 1267 code for a protein of 382 amino acids.
AAACGAGGGGUUCGUUCUUUUCUAAAGGCACUGGAGGAACGAGCGGCUCGUUGUUUCAUUAUUACAAUUGUUCAAGGAUAAUUUAUACAGAAUAUAACAUUCAGUUACUCGUAAAAUCAUGGCAAUCAACAUCAGAGGACUUUUUAGAUUAAAUUUAGGUCUGACACAUAAUAUAUUCUGCAAAACUCCUCUUACCAAUGGAGUCCGAUUUAUGUAUUCGGAGAAGUAUUUAGGUGUAUCUACAUACGAAAACACAAGAUUUAUUUUCCGUAAUCAAUUUGUAACGAUAGAAGAAACUUUUCGCUCUAAAAUGUUAGAGGUUUGUAAAGCAGAAGACGGUGUGGUUUUCGUAGAAGACGUGAAAGCUAUGCUACAUUUAGCACAAAACAAUGACGACGAUAUAAAAUUAGUAACCCAACUAAUAGAGAAAUAUGUCAAUUGUAUUAAAGAUCAGAAAUUUGGUUCAUAUGUUUUUGGGCCAGUAGUAAUGAGAAUGUUUUAUUAUUUAAACAAACCAGAGGCUGCGUUGUCUCUAUUUCAGAAUCCUUUGUUAGAUGAGUUUUUCCAACAGAAAACAACGAUUCAAAUCUUAUUCACUUUGUUAUAUAAACAUGAUAAGUUCAAUGAAAUUGUAGCAUUGUACGAACACUUGAUGAGUAGUGAAAAAAAGUCGUCUCUUGCACGCUUCUGUAUAAUUGUAGUGAUGGCUGCGUGUUAUAAACAGAAUAAUCCAGAAUCAUUCAAUUUCGCUGUAAAAUGUUGGGAACAACACCAGGGAAAAUGUUUGUAUUUUGCUAGAAGCCUAGAAAUAUUGGCAGCUUUAGCAAUACGUCAAAAUGAACCUCAAAUGGCAUUAGAAUUAUUGAGUAGUCUUCACAGACAACAGUAUAUCACUAUCAGAUGUCUAAAAAUCUUAGCAUAUUCACAGUGGCAGAAAUAUAUAUAUAUAAUUCCACUCUUGAAAAGUACAUUGGAUGUUGAUAAUUCUGCGCAGAAACAAACGUAUUUUGCUGACGUGAUUUAUCAACUUGAAGAAAAUUUAAAAACCGAAAGUGGUGAUUGGUCAGAAUUGUUAGAUUUAAUAGAAAAUAUUAAAAAUCACGACGGUCUCACAACUCAUGCAACUUUAGAAGAACACUUAUUGAAGCCUCUCGUUGGUGAUCAAAAGUAUUUACAAGAUAGAGACGGGUUCCGACAAGAUCGAGAGAAACCACUGAACCGAAAUUUUGGAAAUAGGAUGAGACUAAGUUCUAGAAAUCAAAUGUAAUGCAUUUUUUAAUAACUAUGUUAGCUGUUAAUGAAUAUUAAAAUUCUUAGUAAUAUUAAAUUACGACUUAUUGACUGAUUCUACAGACACUUUAUAUUAUAUCGCGGAAAAGAUGUAGAUUAGUAUAUCAUAAAAAAUACUAUUGUAUCUUGUAUUGUAUGCUAAUUACCAAACAAAUAAUACAUGUACAAGCAUUUGUUAUUUUUCCCUCUA